ACAUUUCUUCUCUGUCAAAGAUGGCCGGCGUGGGUACCAACUGCCAACUACUCUAUAAGGCUUGUGCUCUCCACGGCGUCGUUUAAAUUUCACUCUCCCUCUCCAAACAAUUUGUUUCUCUCUCCAACCGCGUCUUCUUCCUUGCUCCUCUCCCGGCAAACAAUCGGCCUUGUUCUUCUAGGUCUCGAUACUCCUCGUUCUUGUACUGAGGUCAACUUUCUUUGUAAAGAAUGGAUUUUUUCUCUAUGAACUUAAAUGAUGACUCUUCACCGUUUCAGCAAGACAUUAUAAGGUGUCCAUUUUUGCGUAACAUCAAUGAGCCUACGAAUUUUUCCUUCUCAAGCUCUAUGGCUUUCCCAUUGCCCGUACGUGAAAGUAAAGGUCCUAUCUUUGAGGAUGGUCCCAAUUUUGAUAUGGCGUUCAGACUUUUCCACGGGCAGGAUGGCGUGGUCCCGCUUUCUGGGAGAUCAUUCAUUCAGAAUGAGAAGAUCGAGCCUGAACCAGCACCAACCCAGUUCAACCCUUUGGCAGCAAAGGCUGCUACCAUAAGUCUCUCCGGUUUUGGACUUGCGGGGCCUUUCGGUUUUGAUGCAUUCUCUAAGAAGUGGAAUAAUCAAAAGAAGAACUCUAAGUCAUCCAAAAAGGAUUCUUCUUCAAAGGGAGGAGACUCAAAACAUGAGGCAUUGAGCAACGAAUGGUUGCAAAGCGGAAGUUGUCCUAUUGCGAAGUCAUACCGUGCUGUGAGUAAAGUCAUUCCGCUAGUGGCAAAGGCUAUUCAGCCGCCUCCUGGCGUGCAGCUGAAGUGUCCUGCCGCCGUGGUUGCCGCCAGGGCUGCAAUAUCGAAAACUGCAUUCGCGAAGAACCUCAGGCCGCAACCUCUGUCCACAAAGGUACUGGUUAUUGGUGCCAUGGGCAUGGCCGCAAAUAUACCCUUAGGAAUAUGGAGAGAGCACACGGAAAAAUUCUCGCUUUCAUGGUUUACCGCAGUCCAUGCAGCCGUGCCAUUCAUAGGCAUGCUCCGGAAGUCGGUCCUGAUGCCUAAGACAGCCAUGGCGUUCACCAUCGCAGCCUCGAUCCUGGGACAGGUGAUUGGGUCCCGGGCAGAGCGGUAUCGCCUAAAAGCCAUUGCUACCAAAAAUGUGGCGCUUUCUGAAACUUCCGUAGAUGGAGACACUCGAGGACCAGUUCCUGCUACAAAAUUGGUUCUUUCUGAGACUUCAAUACGCGAACCCGAUCAACUAACAGUUGGCGUUAGAGUCGGGCAUUGUGGUGAGGCGGGCGAUUGGAACCGGAUUGCAGGACCUUCUUCACCGGCUCGCGUUCUAAGCUAAUAUGCACACCAUUGAUCUUUGCAUUGAUUGGUUUUCCCCUGAUUGUCUGUUCUUUUGUAUCUUUUUUUCUUCUUUCAUCCAACAAAAAUCCAGGGAAUGAAGGAAUAAGGGAGAGCAAGAGCAUUUUGUUGUAAGAUCUUAGAGGUUAAUGGUGGAGUAUGAUUUAAGAAAUAAGGAUGAAUUCAGAAUUGUUGAGAUUUGAGACUUCUUUCAUGUUGCAGACCCUCUUUUUAUUCUAUGAAGUUAUAAUAUAGUGUGCAAGCAAUUGUGAAA
This is a messenger RNA of Ipomoea nil (Japanese morning glory), 1604 nucleotides long. RefSeq lists its product as uncharacterized. The transcript has 4 exons. The coding region runs from base 231 to 1331 and encodes 366 amino acids. The record is from RefSeq and is a predicted model, not a curated record. Gene Ontology annotation, cellular component: chloroplast. Lineage: Eukaryota; Viridiplantae; Streptophyta; Magnoliopsida; Solanales; Convolvulaceae.